ACCAUGAUCACCCUGAAGUAUUCACAAUCAAGUCGAAUCGAAACAAGGUUGGGUUUGUCGGAGUUUGUACCAGGGUUUAAUUAAAACUUUAUUAAUUUUAUAACAACAAUGUGUUUAUAGUGUUUAGUGAUUGUGUGCUCGUUGAACCAUGGGCUACGACAUUGGGUGGCUAAUACCGAGACUCCGGAAUCCGGGUAGACUGUGGUAUUGUGCCAGCUCAAUCACAGUCGCAGUUGUUGGCCUCUUCAGCAAGAUUAUUGUAGAGUUCCUGAACAAGACGACAGUGUACAAUCGCGAAGCCCUAUCUCGCGCGGUGCACCGCCCCCGUGAGGUGCCGCUGCUUACUGUUUCCAAUCACCACUCUUGUUUUGAUGAUCCGGGACUCUGGGGUGUGCUGGACACAGGAACGCUAGUGAGGGGCUCGCGCAUGCGCUGGUCGUUGGCAGCACACGACAUUUGCUUCACGAAUGCGCUACACGCCGCAUUUUUCGCGCUUGGAAAAUGUGUGCCGGUUGUACGCGGCGCUGGCGUGCACCAGCCCGCUAUGGACUUCUGCGUUGAGCGGCUCUGCAGCGGCGAUUGGGUUCAUAUAUUCCCCGAAGGGAGGGUUAAUGUUGAAAAAGAGUGUAUUCGUUUCAAAUGGGGCGUUGGUCGACUCAUAAGCGAGAGUGCCGCGCGUGGGCGUCCACCUCUCGUUCUACCCGUCUGGCACGAAGGGAUGGAUCGCGUACUCCCCAAUACAGAGCCAUAUCGACUGCGUGCGCGCAACCACGUCUACCUCUGCGUUGGUGAGCCCAUUGCUCUCCAUCCGCUGCUUGACAGACUUAAAAGCAUGAACGCGAGCGAGGAAGAAACGCGGCGAGUAAUAACAGAACGAAUACAAGAUGAGUUGUGGCGUCUCCGCGACAAAGCGCAUGCGAUCGUCCGACGAGCGACGGGCCGCUUAUUGGAGGAGACAACCGCCAUUCCCAAUGGGAAACAACACAACACACCAACACCAGAACCCACGCCCAAGGAGUGUCUCGAAAAGGAGAAGGAACUGGGUCGACUUUAGUGAGCGCUCAAUCUGAACGAUGAGAAGUGAAUCAAUGCAGCGGCAGUAGAGAAGCGGCACCGAACGGCGAUCGGUAUUCGAUAUUCAUCUCCUUAAAAAUUUGCUGCGGAGGGGCAAUGUUGGCG
This is a messenger RNA of Pieris rapae (cabbage white), 1179 nucleotides long. It is a transcript of the gene Taz, whose product is annotated as tafazzin. Gene Ontology annotation, molecular function: 1-acylglycerophosphocholine O-acyltransferase activity. Lineage: Eukaryota; Metazoa; Arthropoda; Insecta; Lepidoptera; Pieridae. Gene Ontology annotation, cellular component: mitochondrial membrane. Gene Ontology annotation, biological process: inner mitochondrial membrane organization; cardiolipin acyl-chain remodeling. The coding region runs from base 149 to 1054 and encodes 301 amino acids. The transcript is spliced from 5 exons. The record is from RefSeq and is a predicted model, not a curated record.